Molecule: messenger RNA, 3501 nt
Organism: Teleopsis dalmanni
Lineage: Eukaryota; Metazoa; Arthropoda; Insecta; Diptera; Diopsidae
Exons: 5
Coding region: 1-3501 (1166 amino acids)
Source: RefSeq, a predicted model, not a curated record
AUGCCUUCUUGGGACGAAUGUUAUCAGAUGUUAAGUCGGCGUUGUCAAUUUCUUGAAGGACGAGCUACGUCCAUUAACGCUUCCGAAAAUAAAUCACGAAAUAAUUUUAAUACUGUACCAAGAAGAGUAUUACAAACGCAUCUCAGUGUCAAAUCUGGUUGUGAAUUUUGCAAGGCAGCUGACCACUUUUUAGGAAAAUGCCCUUCGUUUUUAGCAACGCCAGUUUCUCAGCGCUUUGACUUUGUUAAGAAAGCAGGCUGCUGCAUAAAUUGUUUGACAAAAGGACACUCCGUUACAAAAUGUAAAUCCGAAUCACGUUGCAGAAUUUGUCGUUCAUCACAUCAUACUCAUUUACACAAAUUUACAAAUACUUUGAUUGAUUCAUCAAUUAGUUGUCCAAGUAUCGCAAUUCAAGAGCAAGGACAGCUACAACAAUCUCAACAAUCAGUCUUCAAAAAGAUCAAUUAUUCCUACUGUUCUGAGGAAACAGCCAAAUUAUUGCAUUUAAAAUGGCAAUACUCUACUCAAGAAGUCUUUGGUAUUUCCAAUUUGAAAACACAUUUCAAUUAUAAUGUAUUUGCAACUGUGCAUUCUCGCACGUCCGAUUUUGAAUGGUCUUCUCAGUUUACGAUUACGAAAUCUAUUUCCUCCGUAAACCAUAGAGCCUACAUUAAUGCAACAAAAUUUCAAAUUCCUACUAAUAUUCAAUUAGCGGAUCCAUUAUUCGAUAGACCUUGUCAAAUGGACAUGCUGAUUGGUGCAGAAAUAUUCUUUGAUUUAUUACUUGAGGGCAAAAUUUCGUUAGGCAAAGACAUGCCAUAUUUAAUUAACGCUGUUUUCGGUUGGGUAGCAGGAGGCACGCAUAGCACAGACUUAUGUUCUAAAUCAUUUGAAUGCAACUUUACUCAAAAAUCACACAAUGAAGACACAUUUCUUGAACGAUUUUGGGAAUUAGAAGAAUACAAAAUAAGCUCCCCGCAACUCAGCGCAGAGGAAAAAAAUUGCGAACAGCACUACAUCAAAACAGUAACAAUCAGCGAAAAUGGGCGAGUUCAAGUAAGAUUACCUUUUAAAGUCAACCCCGAUGUUUUAGGAAAAUUAUUUCAUCUAGCUAAACAACGUUUUCUUUCACUGGAACAUAGGUUGCAACGAGAUCAAGUUCUAUACAAAAUGUACUCAGAGUUCAUGAAUGAAUAUGUAUCAUUAGGGUACAUGUUUAAUAUAAAAGCAGUAGAUUUCUCGAAGCCACACUAUUUCAUACCACACCACUGCGUUUUAAGGACUCAGAGUCUCACAACAAAGCUUCGAGUCGUGUUUGAUGCUUCAGCAAAGACUUGGUCUAAGUAUUCUCUAAACGACACACUUAUGGUUGAACCGACUAUUCAACAAGAUUUAAUAACUAUGUUCAUGGCAAUUCGAUUACAUAAGUAUGCAUUGACAGCGGACAUUGCAAAAAUGUACCCCCAAUUUUUGAUGGACAAACGUGAUAGAUGGUUUCAGUUAGUGUUGUGGCGAGAUAAUCCUCACGCUGAAUUACAGAUUUUUCAAUUAAAUACAGUGACGUAUGGAACAUCAUUCGCUCCGUUUCUAGCUAUUCGAUCGCUCUUUCACAUUGCCGACAUGCAUAUUCAUAAAUUUCCAAUUGGUGCUUCUACGUUAAAAACAGAUCUCUAUGUUGAUGAUCUUCUCACCGGCGCUAAUACUAUUACUGAAUUACUAAACAAAAAAAUAGAAAUUACAAAUUUACUAUCAAAGGCUGGAUUACAACUCGCAAAAUGGAGUUCUAAUUGCGACAAAGUAGUGUCGAGCAGUGAUGAAAGUUUCAAUGUCAAAUCUAGCGCAAAUCCCAUCACGAAGGCAUUAGGCAUGCGAUCGGUUCUAUCAACUGUGGCUAAAAUUUUUGAUUUAUUGGAACUUUUAAGUCCAAUUAUUGUACGAUGUAAAAUUCUAAUUCAGGAAAUUUGGAUACAAAAUUUGAGUUGGGAUGAAACGCUGCCUCCAAAGUUACUAACAUCAUGGUUAAAAAUAAGAGAUGAUUUAUACUUUUUAAAUUCUAUUAAUGCACCUCGUUAUGUUUUUACUGACAGUGAAAUUAAGAGUGAAGUUCACGGAUUUUCCGAUGCUUCACAGCGUGCCUACGGUUGUUGCAUUUAUAUACGUACAAGAUUGAAUGAUACAUGGAAUGUAACUCUUUUAAUUGCUAAAUCAAAGGUAGAGCCGAUUAAGGCACAAUCUCUACCGAGACUUGAACUGUGUGCAGCACUCUUAUUAAGUAGAACAUGGAAUAAAGUCAUGUCCAAGGUUGAACAAUUCGUGAAUUCAGUAUAUUUUUGGACAGAUUCUGAGGUGGUUUUACAGUGCCUACAAAUGCAUUUAUCUUCUCUUAAUUGUUUUGUAGCAAAUCGUACAUCAGAAAUUCAAGAAAUGACCAAAAACAUCAAAUGGCAUCACGUACCAUCUAAAGACAAUCCUGCAGACAUUGUUUCUCGCGGUUGUAAUGCUGAAGAAUUACCUAAAACAAUAUGGUUCAGCGGACCUGCAUUUUUGUAUUUACAUAUAGAUCAAUGGCCAUCACGUAAAAUUGGUGACAUUAAAGAACAUUCAAUAGAACUACGCAAAACACUGACAUUAAAGUGCAGAAAGAUUGAUAAUGAGAACUCAAUACUUUUAGAGAUAACACACAAUAAUUCGUCUUACUAUAGAAUUUUACGUAUAUGUACUUAUAUUUUUCGAAUGUUUAACAAAGAAUGCCCUGACAAACAAUUAGAGCUAACUGAUAUCAUGCACAUAUCAUCAAAGGAAUUAGACAUCACCUUUUGGAAAAUCAUUGCUGAAAUACAACGUGUAACCUAUUCACAUGAGAUCAAUGUAUUGGAACGUGGUAAGACCAUAAGCGAUAACUUACAAAAACUUUCUCCGUUCCUACAUACAAAUUUGGAAGGCAACAAUGAGAUAAAAAUUCUUCGAGUUGGUGGAAGACUACUAAACGCAGAAAUUCCAGCUCCACAUUUCGGUGGCCUUUGGGAGGCUGCUGUCAAAUCAACCAAACUACUAUUGGUGAAAAAUGUUGCUGAAGCUAAUCUAACGUUAGAAGAGUUUAAUACACUAAUAAUUGAAAUAGAAGCAAUAUUAAAUUCUGGGCCCAUUUGCGCAAACUCUGAUGAUCCCAACGACGGAGAAGCCUUAACUCCAGCACAUUUGUUGAUAGAUUCAUCAUUACGGGCCGCGCCUGAUGAAUGUUUAGACGACAAAAAACUAUAUUGUUUAUAUCGAUGGCAGCGACGAGCUAAAUGGUUCACUCCUGAACCCAAUGUUAAACUUGGACAAAUAGAAAUCGUGCAUGAAGAUAAUUUGCCUCCUCAAAGGUGGGUGUUAGCCCGUAUAACACAGAUUCAUCCAGGCACUGACGGAAAGGUUCGCGUAGUUGACGUAUCCACACCACAGCGUACAUUCAAACGUCCAAUUCAGAAAAUUGCUUCUUUACCGUGUGAUACUUGUUGA